Hirsutella rhossiliensis is the source of this 2166-nucleotide messenger RNA. Its product is annotated as MCM2/3/5 family domain-containing protein. Gene Ontology annotation, biological process: DNA replication; double-strand break repair via break-induced replication; DNA replication initiation. Lineage: Eukaryota; Fungi; Ascomycota; Sordariomycetes; Hypocreales; Ophiocordycipitaceae. Gene Ontology annotation, cellular component: MCM complex; nucleus. The record is from RefSeq and is a predicted model, not a curated record. Gene Ontology annotation, molecular function: 3'-5' DNA helicase activity; DNA replication origin binding; single-stranded DNA helicase activity. Bases 1 to 2166 code for a protein of 721 amino acids. The transcript has 4 exons.
AUGGAUCGCCAAUCUGUUUACUCGACGCACGUUUUCGAGCCGAGCGUCGGCGACACCGGCGACACUCGAUUGCAGCUGCAGAACCAGCUCGAGACCUUCAUCCUCGACUUUCGACUCGACAACAACUUUGUCUACCGAGACCAGCUGAGAGAAAAUGCGCUGCUUAAAAAGUACAACUGCGACGUCAACAUCAAUGACCUGAUCAACUUUAAUGAAGAGUUGGCACACAAGUUGGCAUCUGAGCCCGCCGAGGUCAUCCCGCUCUUUGAAUCGGCUCUCAAAAAAUGCACCCACCGAAUCGUCUUCCCGCACGACCCGAAGGUCGAUCUUCCGGAUCACCAGCUGCUCCUGCACUCCGAUGCCGACGACGUUUCCAUUCGCAACCUCGACUCCAUGACCAUUGCAAGGCUGGUUCGGGUGCCUGGGAUUGUCAUCGGUGCCUCGGUCAUGUCCUCCAAGGCUACAGAACUACAAAUCCAGUGCCGAAACUGCCAGCAUCAACAAAGCGUCCCUGUCCUGGGGGGUUUCACCGGAGUCACGCUUCCCAGACAAUGCGAUCGCAAGAGAGUCCCCAACGACCCAACGCCCAAAUGUCCCUUGGAUCCCUAUUUCGUCAUGCACGAGAACUCCAAGUUUGUCGACCAGCAAAUCAUCAAGCUUCAAGAGGCGCCCGAUCAGGUCCCCGUUGGCGAACUGCCGCGCCAUGUCCUCAUAUCCGCCGACAGAUACUUGACAAACCGGGUCGUCCCUGGGUCGAGGUGUACGGUCAUGGGCAUUUUCUCAAUCUAUCAAAGCAAGGCAUCAAAGAAUUCCUCGACCGGUGGGGCCGUUGCAAUCCGGACGCCCUACCUAAGAGCCGUGGGCAUUCAGACCGAUAUGGACAAGACGGCCAAGGGAGGCGCAAACUAUACAGAGGAGGAAGAACAAGAGUUCCUCGAACUGAGCCGCAGACCGGACCUUUAUAACAUGAUGGCGGACUGCAUUGCCCCAUCAAUUUAUGGCAACCGGGACAUCAAGAAGUCCAUCCUGUGUCUGCUACUAGGCGGCUCCAAGAAAAUCCUGCCCGAUGGUAUGAAGCUUAGGGGUGACAUCAACGUGCUGCUCCUCGGCGACCCGGGCACGGCCAAGUCUCAGCUGCUAAAGUUCGUGGAGAGAGCGGCACCAAUCUCGAUUUACACGUCCGGCAAGGGCUCUUCCGCAGCCGGUCUGACGGCGUCCGUCCAGAGAGAUCAGUCCACUCGGGAGUUCUACCUUGAGGGCGGUGCCAUGGUUCUUGCCGAUGGCGGUGUCGUGUGUAUCGAUGAGUUCGACAAGAUGAGAGACGAGGACCGUGUGGCCAUCCAUGAAGCCAUGGAACAGCAAACCAUAUCCAUUGCAAAGGCUGGCAUUACGACAAUUCUCAACGCUCGGACAUCGGUUCUGGCCGCUGCCAACCCCAUCUUUGGCCGGUACGACGAUAUGAAGACACCAGGAGAGAACAUCGACUUCCAGACCACCAUCUUGUCUCGUUUCGAUAUGAUCUUCAUCGUCAAGGAUGAACACAGUCGAGAAAAGGACGAAAGAAUGGCUAGGCACGUCAUGGGCAUCCACAUGGAUGGCCGUGGGGCAGAGGAGGUUGCCGAGGCAGAAAUUUCCGUCGACAAGAUGCGGCGAUAUCUGACAUACUGCAGAACUCGAUGCGCUCCCAGACUCAGCGACCAGGCUGCCGAGAAGCUUUCGUCUCACUUCGUGGCUAUUCGUCGACAAGUCCAUGCUGCCGAAAUGGAGGCCAAUACUCGCUCCUCCAUCCCCAUCACGGUUCGUCAACUGGAAGCUAUCGUCCGCAUCACGGAAUCUCUCGCCAAGCUCACCCUCUCCCCCGUUGCCACCGAGGAGCACGUCGAUGAGGCCAUUCGACUAUUCCUCUGCUCCACCAUGGAUGCCGUCAACCAAGGAAGCAACCAGGGCAGUCGCGAGCUGAACGAGGAAGUAAACCGCCUCGAGGUUGAGCUGAAGCGACGGCUGCCCAUCGGAUGGAGCACGAGCCUGGCCACGCUGAGGCGCGAAAUGGUCGAAGGAAAGGGAUAUAGUGAGCAGGCCCUGAACAGGGCGCUGAUGAUUUUGCAACGCCGAGACACGAUCAUGUUCAGGAAUUCGGGAGCACAGGUGUAUCGGAACGGGGCUUGA